AUGUUGACUCUGACUCCCAACAUAACCGUGUCUUAUGAAGUUAAGAAUGUAUUUAUGGUCCUUUCAGUCCUGGAGUUUGCAGUGGGGAUUCUGAUCAAUGUCUUCAUUUUCUUGGUGUAUUUUCGGGAUGUGGUAAGGAGGCAGCCCCUGAGCACCUGUGAUCUUGUCCUGCUGAGUCUCAGCCUCACCCGGCUUUUCCUGCACGGGCUGCUGUUUCUGGAUGCCAUCCAGCUAACUCACUCCCAGCAGAUAAGCGACCUGCUGAGUUUCAGCUACCAAACCAUCAUCAUGCUUUGGAUGAUCACCAACCAAGUCAGCCUCUGGCUCAGCACCUGCCUCAGCCUCCUCUACUGUUCUAAGAUCGUCCGUUUCUCUCACUCCUUCCUGCUCUGCUUGGCCAGCUGGAUCUCCAGGAAGAUUUCUAGGAUGCUCCUGUGUACUGUCCUUUUCACCAGUGUAUGCACUAUCAUCUGUUCUUGGAACUUUUUUGGUAGAUCUCGCUUCACAGUCACAACUGUGUUACUCAUGAGUAACAAUACAGAAUUCGAUUUGCAAGCUGCAAACCUCAAGUUCUUUCAUUCCUUCCUCUUCUGCAGCCUGGGGUCCAUCCCACCUUUCUUGUGUUUUCUGGUCUCUUCUGGGGUGCUGAUUGUCUCCCUGUGCCGCCACAUGAGGACAAUGAGGGCCAAGACCAUGGACUCUUGUGACCCCAGCCUGGAGGCCCACAUCAAAGCAGUCAAAUCCCUCAUCUCCUUUCUCUGCCUCUUUAUGUUAUCAUUAUGCGCUGCCCUCCUCUCAGUGCCUUUGCGGUGGCACAGCAAGAUUGGGGCCAUGGUCUGUGUGGGGAUAAUGGCAGCCUCUCCCUCAGGGCAUGCAGCCAUCCUGAUCUCAGGCAAUGCUAAGCUGAGGAGAGCUGUGGACAGAAUUCUACUGUGGGUUCAGAGCAGCCAAAGUGUAACAGCAGACCACAAGGCAGAUCCCAGGACACCAGGUCUAUGUUGA
Molecule: messenger RNA, 1002 nt
Organism: Pipistrellus nathusii (Nathusius's pipistrelle)
Lineage: Eukaryota; Metazoa; Chordata; Mammalia; Chiroptera; Vespertilionidae
Source: the annotation of a GenBank genome assembly